AUGAGGUGCCAACGCGGUUCUGCGGAACGUGCACUAAAGCGGAAUUCACAAGCAGCUUUCAGGGUGAUAUGCAGCUCAAUCCUAAUCGAAACAGGAGAAAAGCGCCGGGGCACCGGACGAAAGUGUCAACAGCACAUCGUGAUUGCUUAUGAAAAUCCAAUUUUGCAACUUUCCGGCUCCUCGAUGACCAAGGUGAUUGGUCCCCCAUCCAGGCAACAACAUCAGCAACAAGCAGCAGCAGCAGUAGCAGUAGCAGUAGCAGUAGCAGUAGCAGUAGCAGUAGCAGUAGCAGUA
Gongylonema pulchrum is the source of this 294-nucleotide messenger RNA. The record is from the annotation of a GenBank genome assembly. NCBI's taxonomy places the organism in Eukaryota, Metazoa, Nematoda, Chromadorea, Rhabditida, Gongylonematidae.